UCCCCCGCCGCCUCCUCCUCCUCCUCCCCCGCCGCCUCGCCUGUCACCGCCGCGUGCUCUCUUCGCUCUCCGCUCCUUCUUCCCGAACCUCUUCUUCUCUCGACCGAGUUGCGUGCGGGUUGCCCCGCGUAGAUUCGUUGCAGGUUUUGCGAGGCUGCGAUAGAGAAGGAGGGUGCUAUUAGACGUGGUGAGGUAGCGGCCGGGGUUGUUGUUGUUUUUGUUGCUGCUGCUGUCGCGGAGAAAGGCAAAGUUUAACGUGGGCGGAGGAGGGCGAGGGCGCUUCCGACAGCGUGGGGAAACUUUAGUUUUAUUUUAUUAUUUUUGUUGCCGCUGCUGCUGCCCUGCACGGAGACAAAAUGAAGAACAAGCAGCAGACCAACGUGCACUGAAAAGGACAGGUGCCAUCGCAAGGUCAAAUAGGCGGCAUGCCCAAUGGAUGAGGUCAAGGUCGAGGACAAUCUGGGGGUCAGUGACGAGUCGGGCACUAUCAAGCGCAAGCGUGGAAAUCUGCCCAAGGAGGCCGUGAACCUGAUGCGCGAGUGGCUCUUAGCGCACCGCUUCAACGCCUACCCGUCGGAUGUGGAGAAGGUCAUGAUGACCAAGCGCACGCAGCUCACUUCGCUGCAGGUGUGCAACUGGUUCAUCAAUGCUCGUCGUAGGGUGCUGCCCGAUGUUUUGCGCAUGGAAGGUGAAGACCCGGCAGAUUACGUGGUGUCCCGAAAAUCGUCAGCUAGGACCACUGCACGGCAGUUGAAUGCGGCGCGGCAAUUGGCAGUUCGCUGGAACAGCCCUGCUGCAGGUAUGUCCAACGGGUUGCUCUACCCUAUGGAGCACCCCACAGUUGCACUGCCACUGAUCAAGCGUGAAGUGACGGUGGCUGCCGUCAGGCCGUCCAACAGCAGGGUGGUGCGUCCCUCCGUGAUCCAGCACACCACCUUACCGCUGCCUGUGCCUUCCCCACCCAGUUUUAUGGCGAGCCUUCCCCACAACCGGCUUGCCAACUAUCUCUUUGACGCCGUCAUCUCUGAGCGGCAGUGCUUGAAGGAUAACGGCGGCUCUGUCAGCCCAAACUAUAACAAUGCGACCGCUUUUGCAAACUUCUGCGGCAGUGGUAGCAACAGCAGCAGCGGGAUUAGCAGCACAAGCAGCACCCCAAAUACUUUCCAAGACUUUCCGUUAGACUACAGCUCUCCGAAAUUGAAGGAGUUUCACCCUAAUGACACAGAGGUAUACAAACACAUUUUCCCCAACAGCGCUUCACCUGUAAGUCCAGCGGAUAUGCCUGCAGGUCCACCGGACUUUACUAACCUCUAUAUGCUUGCUGAUGUAGCUGUGGAGCGGGCUAUGUACCUUGGAAAGUGUUCCAAGUUUUAGACACAUACAUUGCCGACCUACUGGUGAAGUGUUGAAGCUUUUCAUUGGUCUCAUGCAGGUUGGGAUUUGUUCAUCUUGGAUCAGACCAAACAACACUUCAUCCAUUGGGUGAUGGCAAGGGGAUUUUUAAAAAAAAAUAUGGAUCGUCAACAAUACAUGACCACCAAUAAGUGCGAUCUUAAGUUUUUUAAACUCUUAAUUGUGUCCAUUUACAGCGACUGAACAAAUCAAAGUUUUAAACAAUGCAAAGCUUCGUGCUAAAUUUUACAAUGAUACAGCCAGCUUCUGAACAUCUUUCUGUUCAACAAAACCCCCAAAAAUGCUUUUGACAUUCCUGUGCACUAUUAGGUGUAUACCACUACACCUCUUUUUACUAAGGAGUUAGACAAAACCAAGCAUAUAUAGACAAUAUUCUUACAAUACAGACUAUGCAUUGCAUUGAAACUGGUGUUUUCUUUUAGGCACAUGGUCCAGGUAAAUGUAAGCUUGUCAGAUGUUUGUUUCAUUUAGUUUCAAGUGUAGUUUUUUUUUGCUCACGUGCAAAGUGUGCCUCUAAGUCGGUUGGUUAGUUACAACCGGAAUAGAAGUGUUAUCGUAUGCGACGCUCUGUGCAUUUUAACUUUAAUGUAUACAUAGUUUGUUAGUUUUAGGCGUAGAUGUUUUUCAUAGUUUAAGUUGUCGGCCUAAAGUGCAUUUCUUGAGGUUUUUUUGCGUAGUUUUCUUAAUUUUAAGGUAGUUGAGCAAAACAAAAACAAAAAACUGAGCAUGGCAGCCUUUAGUCAAUUUAUAAAAGAAAAUUGGGCUUCUCAAAUCUCACGUGUGGCACGGUUGAACACGGUUCGAAGGUUUGGUGUUUUAAUAAAUAGGUCCAAAAGUAACCCCCUCUUUCUUUUAAAAUGUAUAAAUGCUGUCAUUUCCCUCGCAUGAAAAAAUAUUUUUUUGCAAUGUAACUUUAACUUUUUUAUACUGAAUUGUGAUGCUGCAUAUUGUUAAGUAUUUUGUAUAUUUCGUUUUUUAUAUAUACCGUUGUAGCCACUUUGCGUUCCAGUGGCUCUGUUUUCAUCGGGGUGAUGACGUUACACAUUGAUGCUGACUAUUAUGGAUCAUGAGCUUAAAACAUUUGAUUUCGAGCAAAAACGUUAAAAUUUAAGUAAUUAAAAUGCUUGGGAUGAUACUUUGAGGAUAAUUUUAACAUUUAAGUCUAAUUUCAAUGUUCAUACACAAUCUGUCACUCUUGGGUAGGCAGACACCUUUUUAAAAUCUUGGCAUUCAAGCACCUUGACUUGGUUAUGCUUGGUCCAAUACAAUGGCCAUCUUAACGUUUGGGUAAUUUCAGUACUGUAUUGUUGUCAAAUUGACAUGCCCACUUGGAAACGUGUCUCGCGUACCUUGUUUUUAAGACUCCUUGUUGCGCAAAUCAGAUUCGUGUUGCAAUAACUUAAACUUUUAAUCUGCUCCACGGUGAAACUGGCAAACUUUCUGGAUGUACUUUACAAUAAUCAUAACGGUACUUGUAUUGCACUGCACAGUGGAAACCAAAAAUAGAUGAGGGUUUUUUUUUGUGUUAAUGUUGCUUACUUUGGCAGUUUUUCUCUCUGUCAUUUGAUAAGUACUGCUUAACAGUUGUACUGUAUUUAUUUAAAAGUUAAUUUGUUUUUUUUUUUGCAUAUCGUUUUGGCCAUUUAUUAAAUAUAACCCAUCCUCCGAGUGUCAUAUUAACCUUUUUUUUUAAAGUGUAUUGAGGUUAUCUUUUUAAUGUGCACAUUUGGGCCAAGCUACAUUUUCUGCUAAGCCGUAAACAUUUAACUUAUUUUUUUGACAUUACUUUUUUUAUAGCGGACUUUGAAUGUGCACAUUUUAAGUAGAUGUUGUCUGGCCAGCAUGUUCAUAUAAUACACUGCAUUACAUAAUUUGAGUCUUGGGUAGCAAAUACAUAUGCAUCAUUAUAUACUUGUUAUGUAUGCAGUGACACCUCCCGAAGUGAUCCUGUUAAUGUGUAGCUUUUUCAAUCUGAUACAGCGGUUGACUAUACUUGACGGUUGCUUGUUUUUAGGUUAGUUUAUGUUAGUUAUUUAGGUUAGUUACUGAGUUUAAGUUAAAAUGGGAGUUUUUUCCAGAGGUAGCUGUUUAAGUUGAUGGGUUUUUUUAAAAUAAACUACCUCGCUGUCGUGGUUUAUUUUUUUUCCGUUUAAUGGGCGUUGAAUGUUUCCAUGGGUAAAUGAUGAAGAAUGGCGAGCACGUGUGUGCAAACAUUAAAAUGUAUGGGUCUCAUGGAAAUGCACUCAAAUAGUUUAACGUUUAAAAAGUAGACUUAAAAGCAAACCUGCUGGAAAUUAUGGAAAUUGCUGUGUUUUCCUUUUAAUUCAGAACUUGAAUUUAUUAUUUCUUGUUGUCGAAGUUUCACUGCAUUAUGCAAUUGUCAUUGUCUCCGUUGUUAAAUUGACGGUAAACAGAAACAAGCUUGCUUAUGCUGUAAUCGGUGGAAAUGAGGUUAAACAAUUCCUUGAUUUUCAUUAUGUGGUUAUAAAUGGUGAACGCCUGUUUAAUUUUCAUCAGUGAUAGACAUUCAGGUGUUUGACCAUUUUUUUCGGGAUAUCAUGAUAGAAAUGUGAGUAAUGUAAUAAGACUAAAUGGAGCAGAGUGCCUUACUUUUAUGCAAACAUAAAAGAAUUUGCCAAUCUACAACAAUGUGAAUGUGUGUUUAGCCUAAACACUACCAAUUGAUAAAAUUCAGUUUGUUA
This is a messenger RNA of Petromyzon marinus (sea lamprey), 4115 nucleotides long. RefSeq lists its product as uncharacterized. Gene Ontology annotation, biological process: regulation of DNA-templated transcription. NCBI's taxonomy places the organism in Eukaryota, Metazoa, Chordata, Hyperoartia, Petromyzontiformes, Petromyzontidae. Gene Ontology annotation, molecular function: DNA binding. The record is from RefSeq and is a predicted model, not a curated record.